GUUCCAAGCCUCGUUUGCAGUUUUGCCCACUUGGAGAUUGGUAUCUGAUUGAGCAGUGGGCUUGGAGGAAAGUCGCGAAAUAUUAUUGGUCCCCUAUUGGCUAUAUUAGAGCCAGGAACUUCCUACGUAGCCAAGAAAGAAUGGAGGAAUAUGUGCGGGAGCCAUGCCCCUGGAGAAUUGUUGAUGACUGUGGUGGAGCUUUCACCAUGGGUAUUAUUGGAGGUGGGGUCUUCCAAGCAGUGAAGGGCUUCAGAAAUGCUCCAGUGGGGUUCAGUCAUCGUCUGCAUGGUAGCAUGAGUGCUGUGAGGAUCCGAGCUCCACAAAUUGGAGGCAGCUUCGCCGUAUGGGGUGGUCUUUUCUCCACCAUUGAUUGUGGAUUAGUUCGAGUCAGAGGGAAAGAAGAUCCCUGGAACUCAAUCACCAGUGGAGCUCUGACAGGGGCAGUACUGGCAUCCAGAAGUGGUCCUUUGGCAAUGGUGGGCUCUGCUCUUAUGGGUGGAAUCCUUUUGGCUCUUAUAGAGGGUGUUGGAAUCCUCCUUACUCGUUAUACGGCACAGCAGUUCCAGAAUCCCAGUCCUUUUGGAGAGGAUCCAAGUCAUGUGCCACAUUGAUGCAAUGGACCACACCUUAAAGGAGGUACCUCCCAAUCAGCUCACUCUGGAAGAAACAACCAUCUCUGUGCUCUAAUAGAACUUAUUUUCCAAUAAACUAGAUGUUGCUACAAA
Bombina bombina (fire-bellied toad) is the source of this 725-nucleotide messenger RNA. RefSeq names its product translocase of inner mitochondrial membrane 17B (gene TIMM17B). The coding region runs from base 141 to 611 and encodes 156 amino acids. The record is from RefSeq and is a predicted model, not a curated record. Gene Ontology annotation, cellular component: TIM23 mitochondrial import inner membrane translocase complex; mitochondrial inner membrane. Gene Ontology annotation, molecular function: transmembrane protein transporter activity. The transcript is spliced from 6 exons. NCBI's taxonomy places the organism in Eukaryota, Metazoa, Chordata, Amphibia, Anura, Bombinatoridae. Gene Ontology annotation, biological process: protein import into mitochondrial matrix.